Messenger RNA from Fukomys damarensis (Damara mole-rat), 2194 nucleotides. It is a transcript of the gene M1ap, whose product is annotated as meiosis 1 associated protein. NCBI's taxonomy places the organism in Eukaryota, Metazoa, Chordata, Mammalia, Rodentia, Bathyergidae. The transcript has 10 exons. Gene Ontology annotation, biological process: male meiosis chromosome separation; spermatogenesis; meiosis I. The record is from RefSeq and is a predicted model, not a curated record. Bases 161 to 1744 code for a protein of 527 amino acids.
GGUCAGCUGCGCGCGGGAGCCUGGCGGCCCGGAAGGCGCGAGCAGGGUCGGAGGCUUCCUCUCACGAGGUUGGUCUUCCCCGUGGUCGGGACCGGCGCGGGAUUCCAGGUAUAAACAAUAUCCAGGCUGUGGCUGUAAUUCUAGCUCUGGACUGGCUGCCAUGCAUCAUGGGCGAACUAUUGGCAAAGGGCCCCCCUCUGCCACCCAGAUUAACCAGCACCCUCCACGACUUCUCAUUGUGCACAUUGCUCUACCAUCCUGGGCUGACAUCUGCUCUAACCUCUGUGAGGCUCUGCAGAACUUUUUCUCUGUGGCCUGCAGUUUGAUGGGCCCCACUCGCAUGUCUUUGUUCAGUUUAUACAUGGUACAGAACCAACAUGAGUGCAUCCUCCCAUUUGUGCAAGUGAGAGGGAACUUUGUUAGAUUGCAAGCCUGCAUCUCAGAGCUCCGCAUGUUACAGAGAGAGGGUUGUUUCCGACCACAGAGCAUUUCUCUGCAGCUGGCAGUAGAGGAUGGUCUCCAGCAGUUCAAGCAGUAUAGCAGACAUAUGAACCCAGGUGCUGCUCUGCCCUACACUUCCCUGGAGAUUACUGUCCUGACUUCCCAGCCUGGAAAAGAAGUGGUCAAACAGCUGGAGGAAGGGUUGAAAGAUAAAGACUUACUUAGAGUCAGGAGGCUUCAAGUUGUUGAAAUCAUAAAGGGAAUCCUAGAAGUUAGGAACUCACCAUCUCCUGUUGAUGAGUCUGGCAAUGAUGAAAUUUCUAUCCUGGGAACUGACUUUGACCUUCAGACUAUAGAUAAUGAUGUUAUCAGCAUGGAGAUUUUCUUCAAAGCCUGGCUGCAUAGCAGUGGAACAGAUCAAGAACACAUCCAUCUUCUUCUUCCAUCACAAUGUUUCAGCAACCUUUCCAGAAUCAGGGAUAAUCCAAUGUGCCUGAAAUGUGAUCUCCAAGAGCGUCUUCUCAGUCCAUCCCUGCUCCCUGGUACAGCUGAUGGCUCCUUGAGAAUGGAUGAUCCCAAAGGAGACUUCAGCACACUUUACCAAAUGGCUUCCCAGUCAUCGGCUUCUCAUUACAAGCUCCAAGUGAUCAAGGCUCUGAAACCUAGUGGGUUCUGCGAGUCAUUGACAUAUGGACUUCCCUUCAUCCUUAGACCCACAAGCUGUUGGCAGCUAGAUUGGGAUGAGCUGGAAACAAAUCAGCAGCAUUUUCAUGCUCUGUGUCACAGCCUGCUGAAAAGAGAAUGGCUGCUGUUAGCCAAAGGGGAACCCCCGAGCCUAGGACACAGCCAGAGAAUCCUUGCCAGUACUUUCUAUGUGAUUGUACCAUCACGCUCCCUCACACUUCUGGUGAAGGCAGUAGCCACUCGGGAACUGAUGCUGCCCAGCCCCUUUCCUGUGCUGCCUGACGACCCACCUGAAGAUAGUCUCAAGAUUGUGGAGAGCAUACUGGACAGCCUGGAACUGGAGCCCACCUAUAACCCCCUGCAGGUUCAAAGCCACCUGUACUCACACCUGAGCAGCACCUUUGCCAAGCCUUAUGGGUGGCUCUACCCGAGCUGGGAAAGCCAGGGUCCAAAAAAGGCUGGGCAGCUGCCAACCAACCGAGUUCGAGCCACAGUGGUCCCCCUGCCAGUGACUCCAGCUCCGGGCAGAGCCCCCAAGAUGCCAGCAGCUAGCAAAGCUUCCUCAGAAGACUUCUUCCUGCUUUCGGAACCAGAAGAAGAGUAUCCCUCCCAGCCCUGAGUCACCAGCACCAGAGCACAGUGUCCCUGUUCAACCAUGUUUAUGCCAAGGCUUACAAAGUAACUCUGUGAUCAGAUCUGCCUUCUAUCCACCUGAGACUUAAGGAGCUCAAGCUGACCAAGAAACAGAGCCUCCUUCCCCACCUUGUCUUCAGUGUGUUGCCCCACCCCUCUCAACACACCCAAGCCUGUCCUUUCUCCAGCAGGGACUAUCAUUUUCUUCUGGGUCAUUUGAUAUUGUUCGUACAAAUGGAGAUUAAAUGUAUAGUAAGCUUCCACCAUUGUUAAGGAGUAUUCCUAGCCCAGAAUUUCUUCUUAUAGCUCUAUGUAAACAGGUGCAUGAGGUCAGGUCACCUUCAGGAAACCAGAAAGCAGGAACAAGAAUAAAGUUGCAAAGGUCAUGAAAAACAAGGACUGAAACCAAGCCUCAUUCCAGAACUGGUUCCCUUCC